Messenger RNA from Pan troglodytes (chimpanzee), 4017 nucleotides. It is a transcript of the gene CDH26, whose product is annotated as cadherin 26. The record is from RefSeq and is a predicted model, not a curated record. The coding region runs from base 80 to 2509 and encodes 809 amino acids. The transcript is spliced from 17 exons. Lineage: Eukaryota; Metazoa; Chordata; Mammalia; Primates; Hominidae. Gene Ontology annotation, biological process: adherens junction organization; homophilic cell-cell adhesion; cell-cell junction assembly. Gene Ontology annotation, molecular function: cadherin binding; calcium ion binding; beta-catenin binding. Gene Ontology annotation, cellular component: adherens junction; catenin complex; plasma membrane.
UGUGUGGCUCCGGUGAGACCACCAGCUUGGAGGACUGGUCAGCAGCUGCACGUUCUGGGUCUGUCUUGGGUAUUCCCAUAUGGCCAUGAGAUCCGGGAGCCACCCCUCGCUGCUGCUGCUUCUAGUGCUGCUGCUGUGGCUGCUGCAGGUCAGUAUCAUUGACAGUGUUCAACAGGAAACAGAUGAUCUUACUAAGCAAACAAAGGAAAAGAUCUACCAGCCUCUACGGCGAUCCAAGAGAAGAUGGGUUAUCACCACCUUGGAGCUGGUGGAGGAAGACCCGGGACCCUUUCCCAAACUCAUUGGUGAGCUGUUCAAUAAUAUGUCUUAUAACAUGUCACUAAUGUAUCUAAUCAGUGGACCUGGUGUGGAUGAAUAUCCAGAGAUUGGUUUGUUUUCUCUAGAAGAUCAUGAGAAUGGAAGGAUAUAUGUUCACCGCCCUGUUGAUCGAGAAAUGACACCGUCUUUCACGGUUUAUUUUGAUGUUGUGGAGCGCUCAACAGGAAAAAUUGUGGAUACAUCCUUGAUUUUCAACAUUAGGAUCAGUGAUGUGAAUGAUCAUGCACCCCAGUUUCCAGAGAAGGAAUUUAACAUCACUGUGCAAGAAAACCAAUCUGCAGGGCAACCUAUUUUUCAGAUGUUAGCAGUCGAUUUGGAUGAAGAAAACACUCCAAAUUCUCAAGUCCUCUACUUCCUCAUUUCUCAAACACCAUUACUGAAAGAAAGUGGUUUCCGGGUUGAUCGCCUUAGUGGAGAAAUACGACUCUCCGGGUGCUUAGAUUAUGAGACUGCUCCUCAGUUUACACUGCUAAUCAGAGCCAGGGACUGUGGAGAACCGUCACUGUCAUCCACGACCACCGUUCACGUGGAUGUGCAAGAAGGCAACAACCACAGGCCUGCAUUUACCCAGGAGAACUAUAAGAUUCAGAUUCCUGAAGGCCGAGCCAGCCAGGGCGUGUUGCGUCUCCUGGUUCAAGAUCGAGAUUCUCCAUUUACAUCAGCUUGGAGAGCAAAAUUCAACAUAUUGCAUGGCAAUGAAGAGGAGCAUUUUGACAUUUCGACUGACCCUGAGACCAACGAAGGGAUAUUAAAUGUUAUCAAGCCUUUGGAUUAUGAGACUCGCCCAGCGCAAAGCCUCAUCAUUGUCGUGGAGAAUGAGGAGAGGCUCUUCUUCUGUGAGAGAGGAAAGCUUCAGCCGCCAAGGAAGGCAGCAGCCAGCGCCACUGUGAGUGUGCAGGUGACAGACGCCAACGACCCACCAGCCUUUCACCCCCAGAGCUUCAUUGUCAGUAAAGAGGAGGGCGCCAGGCCUGGGACCCUGUUGGGAACUUUUAAUGCCAUGGAUCCAGACAGCCAGAUAAGAUAUGAACUGGUUCAUGACCCAGCAAAUUGGGUCAGCGUCGACAAAAACUCCGGAGUGGUCAUCACCGUGGAGCCAAUUGACCGAGAAUCCCCUCAUGUAAAUAACAGUUUUUAUGUAAUCAUCGUUCACGCUGUUGAUGAUGGCUUCCCACCGCAGACUGCUACAGGGACCCUAAUGCUCUUCCUGUCUGACAUCAAUGACAACGUCCCGACUCUCCGGCCACGUUCCCGCUACAUGGAGGUCUGUGAGUCUGCUGUGCAUGAGCCCCUCCACAUCGAGGCAGAGGAUCCGGACCUGGAGCCGUUCUCUGACCCAUUUACAUUUGAAUUGGACAAUACCUGGGGAAAUGCGGAGGACACAUGGAAGUUGGGGAGAAAUUGGGGUCAAUCAGUUGAACUUUUAACCUUGAGAAGCCUGCCACGUGGUAAUUACUUGGUGCCACUCUUCAUUGGAGACAAACAGGGACUUUCCCAGAAGCAAACUGUCCAUGUAAGGAUCUGCCCCUGUGCCAGUGGGCUCACGUGUGUGGAGCAUGCAGAUGCAGAAGUGGGGCUUCUUGUGGGGGCCCUGUUCCCUGUCUGUGCAGCGUUUGUGGCUCUGGCAGUGGCUCUGCUUUUUCUGUUGCGAUGCUAUUUUGUGCUUGAACCUAAGAGGCAUGGAUGCUCUGUAUCCAAUGAUGAAGGCCACCAAACACUGGUCAUGUAUAAUGCGGAGAGCAAAGCUACUUCAGCCCAGACAUGGUCAGAUGUUGAAGGCCAGAGGCCGGCUCUGCUCAUCUGCACAGCUGCAGCAGGACCCACGCAGGGAGUUAAGGGUUAUGGCAAGCCCUUUGAGCCAAGAGGUGUGAAAAACAUACACUCUACUCCUGCUUACCCAGAUGCCACAAUGCACAGACAACUCCUGGCUCCGGUGGAAGGAAGGAUGGCAGAGACAUUGAAUCAGAAACUCCAUGUUGCCAAUGUGCUGGAAGAUGACCCCGCCUACCUACCUCACGUCUACAGCGAGGAAGGGGAGUGUGGAGGGGCCCCAUCCCUCAGCUCUCUGGCCAGCUUGGAACAGGAGUUGCAACCUGAUUUGCUGGACUCUUUGGGUUCAAAAGCGACUCCGUUUGAGGAAAUAUAUUCAGAGUCAGGUGUUCCUUCCUAAAAAAAAAGUCUAUUUUGGAGAAUUGAAAUAAUUCAUGGAAGGGAAUCACUAUUCAGGGAUUUUUCCCCUUUGCUCUUCUUUUCCCUCCUUAAAAGAAAAAUUACCUUCUAGUCCUAGGAUGAGGACACACUAUUAGUUUGAAUUAAAUGCUUUGAUAUUCUCAGAUCAGCCAUCUUGAACCAAAGCAAAACCACAAGUUACGCUUUCUUAAAAUUUGAUUUGUCAUAUUUUCUAGAGAAACUUGAAUUUAAUUGUGUUAUUCUUAGCUUCCACUGGCAGCCUAGCUUUGAGGGUAAAUGAAAAUAUAACCCAUAGAUUACCCAGCCACUUGGGAACAGCAGGUAAUACUGAAGAAAAAUAAAAAUAGAUUUUGAAAACGUUACUUACAUUUCUAUGAUUAUGAUUCUGCUUCCAUUUAAGGGAAAACUUAGGUAAAUAGAGAAAUUUUUUCUAUAACAUUUGUUGUCAGUAUUUGAAGUGAUUUUUAAAAAAAUAAGUAUUGGUCCCUGUUCACUUUUUGAUUAGAUAAAUAGAUAAAAUAUGUUAUCUUGAGAAAAAUGAUUAUGCUGAAAGCUUUAUAAACAGUAUACUCUUUAAAAAAUGAAGAGCUGACAUAAUUUAACUUGUAUGUAUUAUGUAAGUAAAAGAGUUAGGAGCCUUUGAAUGAGUAAGUUCUGAUUAGAUUUUAUCUUUAAACAAAACCACAAAAUUUAAUUGGUUUUUACUUGUCCACUUACUGCUAGUGUCAGUUUCAGGGGAGGAAAUGGUUUCUUUUAAAAAUCUUAAUAGGGGACAUAUGCCCUAAAAAUAGUCAGUUUUCUAGUCUGAGUAAUAGAUAAGAGACUGACUAAGCAAAGUUUAAAAUGCUAUUUGGACACUUUAAUGCACAUAUUGGAUAUCUAAAAGUCUACAGCCAUAUAAAAAUUUUAUAUAAUUAAUGAGCAAAUGCCGUCUCUCAUGCCCUAAAAUAAAUCAGUAGAAACAUGUUUGCUGGUGAAUCAGUGAAGCAUUAUGUUAAACAGUGAGUUACAGCUCAGAGUUAAAACUUUCUCCUUCUUUUUGAAGAAGCUGUGCAAAUACUUCUUUUUAAGGAGAUCUGGCCUUUUCCUACCUGGUUACCUCGGUCUUCCUCUGCUUUGGGAAGCUGAAAAAGAAGAAAAAUCACAUUUAAAGCACUGGAAUGUCUGAAUGGGACGCUUGAAUGUGUAGAACAGCUGUACUGAUCCUAGCAUGACUCAGAGGACAGUCUAGGGCAUUUUCUGGGUAAUUCAGGAUAAAAGUCUUUUUUUUUUUUUAAGAAAAAUACAUGUUUUUGGACAACAAAACAAAGUAAACAUUAGUUUAUUCGAUUGCCUCCUUAUACUUGCCUCUUUCAUUCUGUCCCCUGUAGAUUUUUUAAAAAUUAUCUCGUUUUAAAACUUUAUUAUUUCAUUUUAAAUAAUUGACAUAUAAUAAUUGUACAUAUUUAGGGGGUACAUAGUCAUGUUUCAAUACAUUUACAGUGAUCA